Fusarium proliferatum ET1 is the source of this 336-nucleotide messenger RNA. RefSeq lists its product as uncharacterized. Gene Ontology annotation, molecular function: DNA binding; zinc ion binding. Lineage: Eukaryota; Fungi; Ascomycota; Sordariomycetes; Hypocreales; Nectriaceae. Gene Ontology annotation, biological process: DNA-templated transcription. The record is from RefSeq and is a predicted model, not a curated record. Bases 1 to 336 code for a protein of 111 amino acids. The transcript has 2 exons.
AUGCCUUCGUUAGAGUCCCUCCAACCAGAGGAAAUUGAGUUUCUCCGAUGGAGAGGUUGCUUUACCUUGCCUCCCCAACCACUCCAAGAAGCUCUCAUCAAAGCUUAUUUUCAUCAUUGUCAUUCCUUCGAACCGGUCCUCGAUCCUCAAGAAUUCUUCAAUGCCUAUAGUAAAGGCCAACUCAGUUUACUACUUCUGUGGUCAGUCUUUAUGUGCGCUGCAACUUUUGUUGAGGAGAGUCUGUUUUUGAUGAACCUCUUCCAAUAUCCUCUUACGUUCAAACGCAAUGCCUUUCAGCGAGCAAAGGUAUUCUCUCCUGGUCCCCGAUACGAUUAA